AUGGGCACCUACAGCAUCAGACACGCCCCAUGUCCCCCAGAGAGGAAGUAUCUCCAGCUCAAGAGAACCCAGAACUUGAAAGGAUUCCCCGGGCUCUGGCUGCGCCCCGGCUUCCGCCCCCACGCUGGUCUCCGCCCGCGCUGCAGCCGAUCUGUUCCACGGGGCCCGGCCUGGCCGUUGCCCAGGGAGGGACGCGCACCGCGAGACCUGGACAUCUCCGGCACGCCCCCCCCAGUCCCCGCCCCUACAGUCCCAACCCCCCAGGGUUCCAAUCCCCCCACGGCUCGUGCAACCCCCGCUUCGACUCGCGUGCUCUCGCGUGCUGGUCCCCAGUGGGUCCCCCGAGUCCUGCCCCACGCCGAGGGCGCGUCCGAGCGGCUGCCUGGGAAACCUGGCGGGACUGCGGCCUCCGGACCCCUCCGGGUUGCGCUGAGCAGGGGCGGGCUCGGGAUCUCCAGACCGCCCCGCCCCCGUCCCCUGAGAGCCCCCAGGGACGGCGUUGCCAGGUCCCGAUGCAGGGGGACGGAGGGAGGGGCUGGCCCCGGGGAAGUUACCCCGAAGGUCCCCAAGUUGGGGGGUGCCAGCGCUAAGCGCCGCUCGUGGCCCCUCGGACGGACCCCGCGACCAAGAGGGCGCGGAAAGCCCCUUCCUUUCCCGCCGUGUCCUCCCCCCGGGGUCCUCCGGCCCGUCCGCCCCCAGGGGCCAGGGCGGCGGCGCUCACCCUGCAUUCGGGCGUCCGGGGCUCCGGCUCGCUGCUCCCGCCUCCGGCUCCGGCUGCGGUUCCCGCGCCUUUGGGCCGAGCGCGGGCCGCCGAGGGCCGCGGGGGUGGCUGGCGGCGGAGCGGCCCGUGGGCCGGGGCAUGCUGGCGGCGACCACCGGCGGCCGGCGCGCUCCGCUCGGUGGGCUCGGCCCCGCCGCCCCUCCCUCCCCUGGGCGCCUCCGCCGCCGCCGCGCUCCGCUCCCGCCGCUCCGCUGCUGCGCCGGGCGGCCGGGGGCGGGGGGCGGGGGGCGGAGCAGGGCGCAUGUCUCCGGCGGGGCCUCCGCGCCGCCCCUCGGCCCGCCCCGCCUCCGCCCGCUCCGAGGCGCCGCAUCCGCGGCCGUCUGUCGGUCUCAGUCAGUCCGUCCGUCCGUCCGUCCAUCCGUCCGUCCGCAGCCCAGCCGUGCCCUCGCGUCCGUCCGCGGCCGGGCCGAGCCGCCCUGGGCCGGUGGCGCCUCCUGACAGCGCGGCGCCGCUGGCUCCCAGCUCGGCUCUGUGCACACUCCCGACGCCGCUUUUAG
Molecule: messenger RNA, 1278 nt
Organism: Chlorocebus sabaeus (green monkey)
Lineage: Eukaryota; Metazoa; Chordata; Mammalia; Primates; Cercopithecidae
Source: RefSeq, a predicted model, not a curated record